This is a messenger RNA of Didymodactylos carnosus, 2641 nucleotides long. Lineage: Eukaryota; Metazoa; Rotifera; Eurotatoria; Philodinida; Philodinidae. The record is from the annotation of a GenBank genome assembly.
GUCUUCGAAAAAACACCUCUAAGUCGUGGCUUUUUUCGAAAUAAAUAGCUUAGGUGCAUUUGAUAGACAUCACUAAUAUAUCAAAAACGCACAAUGCACUAGCUACAGUCAAGCUCCUUAAUCACCCAUCAGCCAUGGAUAAAUCACGUAGUCAUAUUUUAGGCAUUGAAAAUGAUGCGAGACCCUUGUCAGGCACUGAGGCAUACUGCGACUACUCAAGAUGUCUCUCUCUAUCUAGCAGAAAUAAAACGACAGAGAACAGUGCUUUGGCUGCAUUGUUUCUUCGACAACUAUAGUGACUGUGGUACUCUCGAACAGGCGAUAAUGGGAAUUUUGAGCCAGUCGAGUAACCAGGUUUGUUUGCCACGCACCUACGAGGUAACGCACGUAUACCACUUACUCGGUCUCAUGCUUUUGGCAACUUAUAUUGGCAUAAGGACAGAUUUUAUGUGAAAAGUUUAUAAUCUAACAUAACUCUAAAAGUUUUCUGAAAACCAUGUUUUCUCAGGGAUCUAAAAAUAUUUCUGAUUGUUCUCAUAAUAGGUUAUUUGUAUUGUGUAAGUAUCAUUACCUGCAUAUGGUUUCUUUCGCUCUACCAAAAUUUACUGAUUUUUGACGACAUCUAUUUCUCAUUGUAAAAAUAAAGUCUGCUUAGAUUUUUUUAUCCCUGUCCUGCAGACAUUUUGCUCUUUAAAUAUUGUUCCCUAACAAAAAUAAUAUUUUCUAUUCCUCUCUACUGAUCGUCUUAUCAAUGCCUAACGCACUGAACCACUUAUUUUUUUUUGCUUUACCGUAACUGAGUCAUUUUUAGUUUAUUAACCGCUUUAUUUUUAAUUUGUUACUUGCGUAUUUAACUUUGUCACAUGUUAAAAUAAAAUGUUUUUCGUAGUAGCCUACUUAUAUAAGUCUAAUUCCGCAUCUUAAACGCAUCCUCAAUGUCUUAAGGACAUCAGGAUGUCUUAUUAUAUGCAUAAAAAAUGCACUUGAUUUACACGGGAAAAGAUAUUCAAAAUGCCUUGGCCCAACAUCCAUGAUGUCUCACCAAGAUGCUACGAGUGCAUAAAACUGGAAUCCAGCCGCUUUCGUAAGACGUCGCAGCGCGUCUUUUACAUGGAAAUCUCAUCUUACUGAUAAAAAAUGAAGUCAUCUUUGACUCGCGUGAAGUGCAUUUUUUUUUUCGAAAAUGCACCUCUUUUUUCACAGUGUAAGUGUCUCUUAUCGAAAGCUUGAAUAAACCUUACACUGAUUUUUGUUAAAAAUCUAGAUGAUCUUUGUAGCAGUUUUAUACUCAAUAAUAUUUAAAUCAGUUUACUGGUAGUUCAAUAUAUUUACUGAUCAUUCAUUCAAUUAACUGAUUUUAGAAUAUUUUAUCUUACUAAUCAUAAUAUAUAUUUUACUGAUCACUUAAAUCCAUGCCUUUUAAAAUUCAAAAAUUCUUCUGUGCUAAAAUUCAGAAAUUCUUAUAUGCUGAACUUCAGAAGUUCUAUAUGUGUAUCCCCUCUGUAGACUAUCACUUACUUUCAACUUUAGUACUUUUACAAAAAACGGACAUCUCUGUAAUUGAUUCUAAUUAAUGAAUUUGAUUAUAAUAGCGCAUAAAUAAAUUCAAGGGAUAUCGUGAUUGUACCAGAAUGAUAGAAUAUAGUUAAAACGAAAAUAGCGAGCACUGAUAACUGGGAAGAGACAGUGUUUAUAUUAUGUUGUCCGUUGAUUGAAAAUGAUUGUGUAUGCCAACAAAAGGAGAAACUGUUUUGGAGUUUUGUUUCGUCCGCUGUCCUGAGAACGUUAUUUUGGAGAAUAGCUGACAGAGGCUUGUGUUUUAGUUUUGAGAGAAGAGUCUUAACUUUCCCCUUUUUCUAGAAUCUCGGUACUUUUUACAAUAAAUGAUGCUGAUUCAAUAAUUCUUGUUCGUGUAGGUAGAAGAUCGUUUAGGUCAAUACGCUUUGAGUCUUAUAUCGACAUAUUUUUUAGACAAUGAAGCGAAAGUUGUUUAUUUAAUAUGGAGGCCGAUUUAGAAGAAGCUCUCAAAUUAGCUAAAGACAAAAGACGUAAAAUGCUAGAUCAUGACUUACAAAGUCGUCGAAUGCAACGUAGUAGUGAUGAUAUAAUCGUAAACAGUGUACCGAUAUAUGAACAAAAUUCUGAUACUGAUUCUGAAUAUGAAUUAUUAAAUGUUGAAAAUGACUCGUCAAUGAGAAAUGAAAUCAACAGUGGUACUGAAGAAAAUCUAGAAAUAGAUGACGAAAAUAUUAUCGAUAAUAAUAUUGCUAUAACGGUCCCAUUUUCAAUAAAUGUAUCAGGUGAUAAUGAUAAUAGGCCAUAUAUUCCCCAACAACAUUUACAUAAUUAUACAAAUAUUUUAACAUUUGAUUAUUGUGAAGAUUUACUAACCGUUUUACGUAAUGCGCAUGUAUCUAAAUCACAAUCAGAUCACAUUAUAAAAUUAAUUAAAUCUGCAUUACCCAUAUCAAAUAAUCUUCUAAAUACCUUAAAAGGUAUUUUGUCUGAAACUAAUAUUAAUGAUAUUUUUACCAAACGAAGUGUAUGUACAUUUAUUGCACAUGUUUAUGAUACACAGUUAAAUGUAAAAUUGUUAGCAAUGCUUACACGUUUAGCAUCUGAUAUUACAACAUAUGAAUAA